AUGGCGAGCCCUCGGCUUCUGGUGCUUUUCGGCAGCCAGACAGGCACGGCCGAAGAUGUGGCCGAGAGGCUGGGCCGCGAGGCCCGGCGUCGGCGGCUGCAGUGCCGGGUGCUGGCCAUGGACUCAUAUUCAGUGGUGAAUCUGAUUAACGAGCCCCUGGUGAUAUUUGUUUGUGCAACUACAGGCCAAGGAGACCCCCCUGACAACAUGAAGAACUUCUGGAGGUUUGUAUUCCGGAAGAACCUGCCACCAACCUCUCUCUGCCAGAUGGACUUUGCUGUCCUGGGCCUUGGGGACUCCUCAUAUACCAAGUUCAACUUCGUGGCCAAGAAGUUGUACCGCCGGCUGUUGCAGCUUGGGGGCCACGCGCUCCUGCCCGCGUGUCUGGGUGAUGACCAGCAUGAACUGGGGCCCGACGCUGCCAUCGAUCCCUGGCUGCACAGCCUGUGGGAGAAGGUGCUGCGGCUGCACCCAGUGCCCCCCGGCCUCAGUCAGAUCCCCCCCGGAGUCCCUCUGCCCUCCAAGUUCACCGUGCAGUUCCUGCAGGGGCCCCCCAGGACUGUGCAGCAGCUGGUGCCCACAACAGAGCCCCAGGGACCCCACUCAGAGAUCCGGCCCUUCCUGGCACCCAUGGUGUCCAACCAGAGGGUCACCAGCACCUCACACUUCCAGGACGUUCGGCUGAUCGAGUUUGACAUCACAGGCUCAGGCAUCAGCUUUGCAGCCGGGGACGUGGUGCUUAUCCUGCCCAAGAACUCGGCCCCUCACGUCCAGCAGUUCUGCCAGGUGCUAAGUUUGGACCCUGAUCAGUGUUUCUCCUUGCAGCCGCAGGAGCCAGAUACCUCCCAUCCUGUGCGGCUGCCGCAGCCCUGCACUGUGAGGUACCUGGUGUCUCAGUACCUGGACAUCACCCGGGUCCCCAGCCGCUCCUUUUUCGAGCUCCUAGCCGGCCUCUCCCCGAAUGCGCUGGAGCGGGAGAAGCUGAUGGAGUUGAGCUCAGCCCAGGGCCAGGAGAGUCUCCAUGAUUACUGCAGCCGUCCCCGUAGGACCAUCUUGGAGGUGCUCUGUGAUUUCCCGCACACAGCGGCCGCCGUGCCCCUUGACUACCUGCUGGACCUCAUACCCCCGAUCCGGCCACGGGCCUUCUCCAUCGCCUCCUCUCUGUUGGCCCUCCCUGGGCGCCUACAGAUCCUGGUAGCUGUGGUGCAGUACCGGACACGCCUCCACGAGCCCCGCCGGGGCCUCUGUUCCUGCUGGCUGGCUUCCCUGGACCCCGGGCAAGGACCCGUCCAGGUACCCCUGUGGGUGCGGCCUGGGGGUCUCGCCUUCCCAGAGACAGUAGACACGCCUGUGGUCAUGGUGGGGCCUGGCACUGGGGUGGCCCCCUUCCGAGCAGCCAUCCAGGAGCGGGUGGCCCAGGGAAAGAACGAGAACUUCCUGUUUUUCGGCUGCCGCCAGCGGGAUCAAGACUUCUACUGGGAGGCGGAGUGGCGGGAGCUGGAAAGGACGGGCUGCCUGACCUUGGUCACAGCCUUCUCCAGGGAGCAGAGUACAGACUUGGCUUUGCUCCACCUGCAGGAGCAAAAGGUGUAUGUGCAACACCGGCUGAAGGAGCUCGGGCCUCUGGUGUGGGGGCUGCUGGACCGUCAUGGUGCCCACUUCUACCUGGCUGGCAAUGCCAAGUCCAUGCCAGCCGACGUAGCGGAGACCCUGACAUCCAUCUUCCAGGAGCACGGCGGCCUCUCGGGCCCUGAUGCAGCCAGCUACCUUGCCAGACUCCAGCGCACACUACGCUACCAGACGGAGACCUGGGCCUAG
This is a messenger RNA of Chrysochloris asiatica (Cape golden mole), 1818 nucleotides long. It is a transcript of the gene NDOR1, whose product is annotated as NADPH dependent diflavin oxidoreductase 1. The record is from RefSeq and is a predicted model, not a curated record. Lineage: Eukaryota; Metazoa; Chordata; Mammalia; Afrosoricida; Chrysochloridae. The transcript is spliced from 14 exons. Gene Ontology annotation, molecular function: FMN binding; flavin adenine dinucleotide binding; NADPH-hemoprotein reductase activity. Bases 1 to 1818 code for a protein of 605 amino acids. Gene Ontology annotation, cellular component: cytosol.